AGAAAACCUUCUCAUCGUUUUUUUCUAUAUUAUGUAUCUGUUCCAGAUCAUCGCUCGCUGUGAUGUGUGUUUGCUUCAGGAAGUGAGAGAUAGUAAAGAGAAGGCUUUACCAAUGCUGCUUACAAGCCUCAACAGCUAUGAUGCCAAACAUAAGUACGAUGCUGUGGCCAGUGAGAGGCUGGGCAGAUCUGAAUCAUACCAGGAGCAGUACGUGUUUGUUUACAGGACUGAUACAGUGAGUCUCACUGACCAGUAUCAGUAUCCCGAUGAUCGACCAGGAGAUGUUGAUGCUUUCUCCAGAGAACCUUUUGUUGUCCGCUUCAAAGCCCCCAAGACAACUAUAAAGGAGUUUGUCCUCAUACCCCAGCACACCACUCCAGUCAACACCACUAAGGAGCUUGAUGCACUGUAUGAUGUCUUACAACAUGUGAAAAAGAUGUGGAAAACUGAGAAUGUGAUGCUUCUUGGUGACUUCAACGCUGACUGCGGCUACCUCGCUAAGAAGAACAGGAAGAAUGUGCGUCUGAUUACAGACACAGAUCUCGUUUGGCUCAUCGAAGAUAAAACUGACACCACCGUGCGAUCGACAACCUCCUGCACCUACGACAGGAUUGUUGUGCAUGGGGCAGCAUUUACAAGAGAAAUUGUGCCUCUUUCCGCCAAACCAUAUAACUUCCAAACAGAGUACAGACUCACAGAGGAGCAGGCGCUGGAGGUCAGUGAUCACUACCCAGUGGAAGUUCUGCUGAAGGUCGUCAAGUCAAGAUUCCCUUUCAAUGAUGCAACGUCUCUAACCAGCACAAAGCUCCUCUCUUUGUUUGUCAUCAGCCAUCUUGUCUCUCAAGUGUUCACAUGACAACUGAACAAUAUACUCUGUGGAGCUUUGUUCCUGAGGACAAUUUCAGGACAGAUUAC
Pleuronectes platessa (European plaice) is the source of this 915-nucleotide messenger RNA. Its product is annotated as deoxyribonuclease gamma. The record is from RefSeq and is a predicted model, not a curated record. Gene Ontology annotation, biological process: DNA catabolic process. Bases 32 to 856 code for a protein of 274 amino acids. Gene Ontology annotation, cellular component: nucleus. Gene Ontology annotation, molecular function: DNA nuclease activity. Lineage: Eukaryota; Metazoa; Chordata; Actinopteri; Pleuronectiformes; Pleuronectidae. The transcript is spliced from 7 exons.